Exophiala aquamarina CBS 119918 is the source of this 1176-nucleotide messenger RNA. RefSeq lists its product as uncharacterized. NCBI's taxonomy places the organism in Eukaryota, Fungi, Ascomycota, Eurotiomycetes, Chaetothyriales, Herpotrichiellaceae. The coding region runs from base 1 to 1176 and encodes 391 amino acids. The record is from RefSeq and is a predicted model, not a curated record. The transcript has a single exon.
AUGGUGCUCACUCAAGCUCAACAGAUUGCACUCAAUCAACUUAGCAAGGCCUGUGAUAUCAACACUGCAGGCGUAAUUCAUCCUUAUCCUACGAGAAUUCCACAACCAAUGGCCAACCCUCCACCACAGACGAGUUUUCCAGCCUACAACGUCGGAUACGACAUCAACAACCCCCCCGCAACCAUUGCUCAACAGAUUCCCCCUGCACCAGCAGGCGGUGCUUCAGGUGCUCAUCCCUACCAAGCACUCUCAGAGCAGAACUUGCAUCCUCUUCUUUUUCAGAUCGAGCCAUAUCCAGAAACCGAAGCUUCUGUACCGCUGCUCGUCGACAGCCAAACCAAUCAACCUGUCUUUGGUAGAGAUUCUACUAGACAACUUCGAUUUUUCUCUUUCCUUCCGCGCUGGAUCGAUGUCAAUGUUCACGGAGAGCUCGUGGAAUUGUGGUUCCGUCUUGAGCCACGACUGCAACUAUCAGACAUCAUUGAUCGCCUUAACGUUCCUGCAACGCAGAAGAUCCCGAAUUCCAACGCAUUUAACAUGAGGCGCAUGCGCUUUCGAGCUCUGCUCUUUGUCCCUCCAUUCCUCCCAGGCAGGAACCGACCUUUGAGGGGAGACGUCGAAUUGAUUGGCUUCAUGGCCAAAGAACAAAUCCUUCUAAACACCGCGAUGAUGAUCGAUCUUCGCAACGAAAGACUCCUCAAGCCCGUCAUCAGAUUGGGCCAGAUUACUGGAUAUGUGGAUGCCAAUCUUCCCAUCGACCACUUCAUCAGUGGCUUCCCCGUCCCUGUCAUGGUGCCUUCCAGUAGGCAAAUUGUUACCUUGUCUCUUCGGAGACGCUUACAGCACCUCGCGUCCCUCAAGGGACUUGGAAACCUGGCUACCAACUAUCUACAGUUGGCAGACGCCGACCUGCCAUCAUGGUGGAUUGGCAGUGGGGCGUUGCCGCGCCUAAUCACAGAGAUAGACGGGGUCACGCAUGGCGCGUUUGUAGACAACCUCCUGAGGCAGUUCCCCGGAACUGCUAGGACGGGCGUCCAACGACAAGUCAUGGCGGUUGGCCCUGCUCCUGCUGUUGUGGCGGCACGCCCCGGCCGUCCAGGGACGCGAAGUGUUGCGCGUGGUGGUGUUUUGUCUGGCCAUGUUGGGCGUGUUGGUGCUCGCCAGCGGAGACGCUAG